Molecule: messenger RNA, 1039 nt
Organism: Olea europaea var. sylvestris
Lineage: Eukaryota; Viridiplantae; Streptophyta; Magnoliopsida; Lamiales; Oleaceae
Product: dehydration-responsive element-binding protein 1B-like
Exons: 1
Coding region: 128-781 (217 amino acids)
Biological process (GO): regulation of DNA-templated transcription
Molecular function (GO): DNA-binding transcription factor activity; DNA binding
Source: RefSeq, a predicted model, not a curated record
GUUUCUUUCGCUUCUUUCGCUAGUCUAGUCUUUUAUUAGGUUCGUAGAGUCAGAUUUCUCAAUCCACCCCUAGAACUAGUUAUAUAACACGUUGUUUUCUUAUCGAUAAACCUAAAUUUUCAUAAUUAUGUCUAUGGAUCAUCAAGACAAUUCAUCACCUUCUUCAUUCCAUGAAGUUCUGACAGUAAAACCUAAUAUUCCAUCUGCACAUAAGAAAAGAGGUGGGAGGAAGAUAUUUAAGGAGACGCGCCACCCCGUAUACAGAGGAGUACGGCGGAGGAACCACGGCAAAUGGGUGUGUGAAGUGCGUGAACCGAAGAAGAAAUCAAGAAUAUGGCUAGGGACAUUCGCCACCCCAGAAAUGGCAGCCAAGGCACACGAUGUGGCCGCGUUGGCCCUGCGAGGUGGCGACGCUGCCCUGAACUUCAACGACUCCGCCUGGUGCCUCCCUAGGGCCAAAUCUUCAUCCCAUGAAGAUAUACAAAUUGCUGCUCUUCAAGCUGCUUAUAAUUUUGCAACACCAUUAAUGGAAUUAUUCCCUUGUUCUUCCUCUGAUUCUCUGAAUUCGUCGAUUAUUUCGAGUGAAAAUCUCGAAAUAAAACCUCUGAAAUUAUUAAGCGUCGAAAACGAGUUCUUGGACGAGGAGGCAAUGUUCAACAUGCCUAGUUUGCUAGACAGCAUGGCGGAGGGGAUGCUUUUAACUCCACCAGCUAUGAAGAAUGGAUUUAGGUGGAGCAAUGAGGAUGAAAAUUAUAGCGAGUUCACUUUGUGGGGAGAUUAACGAAAUAAUUCGGUCGUGUCCCUCUCCCAAGGUAUCGUUUGGAAUAAAUACGUCACAAGCAGGGACGAAGAUAUGGCCGACCCUAUGCUUUAUUUUUUCGUAAAAAAAAUUCUUCUAUAUAUUAAUCCGUUGCAAAAGUGAAAAAAAUAAAAUAAAAUAAAAUAAAUGUCGGAGCUCUCGCAGUGUUAUUUCUAAUGCGUAGAUAGAGGACAUUCGUACUCGCAAAAAAAUUGUUUGUAAGGGAAGUCGGGUACCCAA